This is a messenger RNA of Plasmodium knowlesi strain H, 3225 nucleotides long. RefSeq names its product conserved Plasmodium protein, unknown function. The transcript has a single exon. The record is from RefSeq and is a predicted model, not a curated record. The coding region runs from base 1 to 3225 and encodes 1074 amino acids. Lineage: Eukaryota; Apicomplexa; Aconoidasida; Haemosporida; Plasmodiidae.
AUGAACACAAAAAGGAGGAAGCGUGAAGGAAAUUAUCAUGAGGAAAUAUAUACGUAUAAAAAUGACGAAAAGUAUGACGAAGAAUUCUUAGAUAUAGAUAAUAACGUACUAAGGGUGUGCGAUAAAAAUGGGGGGAUACUUCGCCAACUAAAUAUAUUUUCCCGUGGGGGGGUAAGCAAAAAAGUGACUAAAAGGAAAGGGAGAAGUCGCGCGAAGAGGAUAACUACGAACAUUGUGAAUGACAUAAGGUUCAUGGACAUAUUGCUAUGUGGGGAUAAGGAUAGCGGAAAGACCACAUUUUUGAAUUGUAUAAGUUGCGUGGAGAGCUUUAAAUGGGGGCGUACUGACUUAAACCGUGACGAGAAUGGCGAUAACGGUGGGGAUUACAUGGCCACCACCUCGCAGAAGAACAAACAAAUCGUGUGGAAUUACAACAGGUUGGAACUUCUGUCCUACAUCCCUAUUAUUUUCUCCAAACUGACGAAUAGAAAUUACGAUGCUCUGAGAAAAACGUUUAAAAGAAAUUUUUUAGACACGGAUAUAUGCCAAGCUUCUAUUUUCUUAACUUGGGAUGACUUGCAGUUUAUUAAUUACGAGUUUGGUUUAGGGGAAGGAUUAGGGGUUGAUCAUUUUGAUUACUUGAAGAUAAAUUUCUGUGAGUACGGGGAUGAUUUGUUUCGCAAAAUAAGGGCGUACUUGGAGAUGUGUGACAAUGUACGCGUGGGGAGUGAAGCGGCGAGAAGCGGAAGUGAGGUGUAUCCGGCGGAGGGUACGAAGUGGUCCCCUAGUUAUCCCAAAGAUGAAACAAACUCUAGCACAGUCAUGAACAUUGUAGAGGGCGCUAUUCUACGAAUUCAAGAAACAAAGUACAUAAGUUAUUUCAUCAAUUUGAGGAGGUCAUUCCUUUUGAUGAAGUCUACUGUUCGCCUGUAUAGAAUUUUAAUGGGGAAGAGGAAUAGGAGUAGGAGAGAAAAAACAAUGAACAUUGACAUCAGGGAAGGGGGAAAGGAAGUUUCCAAUAAUAGUACAUUUCUCUACAGAGCUCUGAACACAAUGAAAUGUACAUUUAAGAGGAUAAAUAGCAACCCACGCAAGUCACUUUUUAGGAAAAAAAAAAAAUUAUUCAUCACGAUAAAUGAGGAACAUAUUAUGAACACUUUUGUAUAUUUAAACAUUAUAAAAAAAUUGAAUAACUAUGAUAGGAAAGACGUUCUUUUUGUGGCUAGCCGAGCAUUCGACUUUGAGAAACUCAGCAAAAGGUUCCAUAUAUAUUUUAAUUUGAGUCACAAUAUGGAGGUUUUCAAUUCUGCAUUUAGGAAUAGCAUUAAUCGCAGUAAGGGUAGUACAUAUUGUAGUGGUAGCAGUGAGUAUACCAUCCUCCAAGACGAUAUAUACUACCUUUUAAAAAAAUGUGUCAUUGGAAAAUGGAAAGUUUGUAAAAGAAAAGCGAAAAGAAUAAACAAAAAGUGCAAUGAAAAAAAGAGUGAUGUAAUUUUUAAAUAUCUUUCGGAAAAGAAAUUACAACUGAGGAGGGAUAGACACAAGACGAAAUGUAAGCGCAAUAGCGGGAGGAGGGAGGUUCAAUAUAACAUCGGUGGUGCGGAACAUGGAGAAAGUAAUAAUAAUGAUUGGUGUGAAUAUACUUAUGGGAGGAAAAACAAAAAAAUAGAAGGGAAGACGGAUGAUUUUUCCUUUUUAUUAGCAGAAAGACGGGAGGUAGCGAAUUUCUUUAAAAAGUUCUAUGACGAAUACAUUUACAGAAACCAAAAUCGAGCAUAUGUAAAGAAUUUGGUGAAGGAAAAUUUCGACAUUUGUUUUUUGUUUAUCAAGUUUUGCUUCUACCAUAUUUAUGGCCCUCAACGGACGGAAGAAGAAAAUUGCGUGAACAUGAGGAAGCUGAAUAUAUACAAAUUUGUCUACCUAAAACAGAUUGAAAUGAUUCGAAAGGAAAACAAUCUUUCGCAUUACAACAUUUGUGUCCCGUCAUGUGUGUACGUUUUUACUAAUUUGCUAAAAAUGAAUUAUCAGGGUACUCCCUUUCUAUCGCUACGGGAGCAUAAAAUUUCUUCCCUAAUGAAGUACCUUUUUUACGCUGUAAUCCAUUACAAACUGAGGAAAAGAAGCUACGAUUUCUACAGGCGGGGUAAAAUUGGAGCAAACCACAUCUGCUACUUUUCUCGUGCAGUUAUAAUUAACUCACUGAUUGAUCUGAUUGAAAGUAGGAGGGGGGAGGGGGAGGUAAUUUCCCACUAUGCUAAUUUGGGAAAAACAAAAUCAGAGAGCCAUAAACAAAAAGAUGCAUUGUUAUUGCCACUCCAUUGGAAGCAUCGAAGGAACAGAAAAAUUUUAAAAAAUUUACUUAAGAGCAUGGAGAUGCAUAUGCAUAUGCAACCGUUUACCAUUAUAAAUAGUAUAAAAUCUAACUGGACAUAUUUUAAAAAGUAUAUGAUUCAGUCAAGCAUGUGUUCGUACUACAGUGGGGAUACUUACGUAUACCCUGAUGUGACCUUCGCGCUUGUACUAAAAUUUAAGGCACUUCACCGGCGCGGGCGCAUUCGCAAUGGAGAGACAAUACCGGUAGCAGAAUCAGAAGUAAAAACCGAUGGAGACAUGGACGAGGAUGAAGCCAGCUCAGGAACCCUCUCCGGAAAGAGCAUUCACUUUGCGCCAGUAAAUGAUGGGGCCAUUAAAAAUAAGGUUCGGGGGAGGUCCAUUUUGCACUUUCCCUUUUCACAUAGGCUUCUAAAGUACUUCGUUGAAAACAUACCCCCCAGGAGGAAUGGCAAAUGGAGCAAUGCUAAAUCUCACAUCUUACUUGAGCUAUUAUGUAAUCGUUUCUUUAAAGAACUAAAAAGGCUGUUAAUGUACUACUACACAGGCGAAGAGAUAAAACGUAGAACAGAAAUCAAGCACAUUUUUAUUUUAUUAAAUUAUGUUAUGGAUAUUUAUUACCUCAUGGGGUAUGAAAAUAUGUGCUCUUAUGUGGCCAAACAUGGAGACUUUGCCCUCACCCACGAUUUACACGCUUCGGGUGAUUUCAGGGGAGGUAAUUCUUUUGAGAGGAAAAGAAGAGUCACCUUUCACCUGUACCAAAAUUGUGUACUUUUUAAUGGAGCCUAUUUUCUGUGGGAAGAAAUGAAAUAUGGGGGGAAGAAUAGCUCGAUGCGUAGGCACCUCUCUCAUUGGAAGGAGGAUUUGUUUUUUUCAGUGAGUUUGGCGGAGUGA